CUCUGGCACGAAAUGCCAGAGUUCAACUUUUCCUAUACGGUUACUCCCAAUGAUACCAAGACAGACACAGCACCUCCGAAGUGCUGGCUUGCCCUCCUAACCCUUAUGGUCAUUGUGCCUACAAUUGGAGGCAACAUCUUGGUGAUUUUGGCAAUAUCGCUAGAGAAGAAACUACAGAAUGCUACUAACUACUUUCUUAUGUCACUGGCUGUGGCCGAUCUACUGGUUGGAAUAUUUGUGAUGCCAAUCGCACUCCUCACCAUUAUGUUCAAACCCGUCUGGCCACUGCCAAAAUGCUUAUGUGCAAUCUGGCUUUUUUUGGAUGUCCUGUUUUCCACAGCAUCUAUUAUACACCUUUGUGCCAUAUCCUUAGAUCGCUACAUUGCCAUCAAGAGACCCAUCCAAGCCAGUCAGUUCAACACCAGAGCCAAAACGCUCAUUAAGAUUGCAGUGGUAUGGCUGAUAUCAGCAGGCAUCGCUCUUCCCAUACCGAUCCAAGGAGUCCUAGACCAAAAAACGAUCUUCAGCCCAAACGACACCUGUGUGGUUCGGACAGAGUUCUUCAAGGACUUUAUUAUUUACGGCUCCAUGGCUGCAUUUUUUGUCCCCUUUGGGAUUAUGGUGGUCAUUUACUUCCUGACUAUUCAUUUACUAAGGAAAAAGGCAUAUCUCAUCAAGAACAAGCCUCCUCAGCGCCUCACCUGGUCUACAGUUUCAACAGUCUUCCAGAGGGACAUGUCUCCUGGAUCCUCUCCAGAGAAAGUUGCCAUGCUAGGUGGCCAAAGAAGAGAUCGGGCAUUGCAGAUAAACAGUGACGAAAUGCCGAUUCGAAGGCUUUCCAGUGUUGGCAAGAAGUCAAUGCAGACCAUCACUAAUGAGCAAAGGGCUUCCAAAGUCUUAGGGAUAGUCUUUUUCCUCUUUGUUUUUAUGUGGUGCCCCUUUUUUAUUACCAACGUGGCUUCAGUUCUCUGCGAUCCAAGUGACUGUGAUCCUGAAGUAAUCGAGAUGUUAAUGGAAAUCUUUGUGUGGGUUGGGUAUGUCUCAUCUGGGGUGAAUCCAUUAGUCUAUACGCUAUUUAACAAAACCUUCAGAGAGGCCUUUGGGCGCUACAUCACCUGCAAUUUUCGGGGUAUGCGGCCAGUGGGCAUCCUUCGAAACUGCUCCAGUCGGAUAUCAUUUCGGAACUCAAUGGCCGAAAAUUCAAAGCUGAUCAUGAAACAUGGUAUGAAAAAUGGGAUUAACCCAGCCAUGUACCAGAGCCCGCUGAGGCUGCGGAACUCUCAGCUUGAGUCAUCGGCUAUCCUGCUCGACACCUUAUUACUCACUGAAAACGAAGCUGGAAAGACUGAAGAGCAAGUGAGCUACGUAUAAAGCAAACGCGAUGCUUAAUCCGAUAUUUCGUAAUCUAUUUAUAAAAUGGAGGAAAAUGUUAUCCAUGGAGUUCGUACCUCACUUUGGUUUCACACUGCACUGGAAGUUUUAGCGUCAUUAUGACAGUGCCUGUGUGGUCAUAUUUAUAGAAAACAGUAAAAAGCCCCUUGAGAAAAGCCCAAAAAAGGGACAUUAACACUCUCAAAACUGUUUUCAGCUGGCAACACUGGGAUCUACGUCUGAACAGCACUUGCAAAAGUUAUAAAUGGCAAUUGGUUGAAAUCUUAUUCUCAUAAAAGUACUCUGGAAAGCUGUGAGUUCAAUUACAUUCCAGUAUCACUUUACACAAAACGUCUGGUGAGAGCGCAGAACAUUAGCCACUACCUGUAAACCAUCUGACAUAGACAAUCUGCUGUAUUUUUAUUUUAUUUUUUUCAUACGGUCUCCAAAAUACACACAGUGACAAAAAUGGUAGGAUUAGUAUGACGGCAGUUGUCAGGCAAAACCAACUACAGAACCACAACUUCUGCAAUAAAAAUGAGUGUGACUUUAUACAGGGUAAAACGUCUAUAAAGUGCCCAUGUUUCAUGCAGGUGACUGCUUGUGACCACAGUGGUGGCUAUGAAAAAACAAAUGUUCUUUUUCGGA
Molecule: messenger RNA, 2019 nt
Organism: Bufo bufo (common toad)
Lineage: Eukaryota; Metazoa; Chordata; Amphibia; Anura; Bufonidae
Gene: HTR2B
Product: 5-hydroxytryptamine receptor 2B
Exons: 3
Coding region: 13-1371 (452 amino acids)
Biological process (GO): heart development; chemical synaptic transmission; regulation of behavior
Cellular component (GO): plasma membrane; dendrite
Molecular function (GO): G protein-coupled serotonin receptor activity; neurotransmitter receptor activity
Source: RefSeq, a predicted model, not a curated record